Messenger RNA from Beauveria bassiana ARSEF 2860, 867 nucleotides. RefSeq names its product BCP1-like protein. Bases 1 to 867 code for a protein of 288 amino acids. The transcript has 2 exons. NCBI's taxonomy places the organism in Eukaryota, Fungi, Ascomycota, Sordariomycetes, Hypocreales, Cordycipitaceae. The record is from RefSeq and is a predicted model, not a curated record. Gene Ontology annotation, cellular component: nucleus.
AUGGGAAAGAAGCGCUCCAGGGAACAGGAUGGGCUGUCCGGUGGCCUCUCCGACAAGGCUGCGGACAAGAUGGACGAGGAUGACAGCGACGGAGAGGACUUUGACAUGGUCGACGUCGACUUUGAAUGGUUCAAUUACGAUCCCGAGAUUGACUUUCAUGGUGUCAAAUCGCUCCUGCGCCAACUAUUCGAUGUCGAUGCAAAUCUCUUCAACAUGUCGACCCUCGCCGACCUCGUCUUGUCGCAACCAACGAUAGGCUCAACCGUCAAGAUUGAUGGCAAAAACACCGAUGCCUACGCCAUGCUUACUGUCCUCAACACCGCCGUGCACAAGGAUGCAGACACCAUGAAGGAUGUCCUUCAGUACUUGGUCCAAAAAGCUGGGACCAAUGCUGCCCUGGCCCCCGUCGCAGAGCUCAUCAACGCCAACAAGCACGUUGGCCUCGUAUUUUCCGAGCGCUUCAUUAACAUGCCCUCGGAGAUUGCACCGCCUCUGUAUUCGAUGCUUGUUGACGAGGUCGAGGCCGCCGUCGAGGACAAGGAGCCCUACGAGUUUUCGCACUACCUGAUUCUGUCACGCACUUACACCGAGGUUGAGUCGACGCUCGACAUUGAGGACAGAAAAAAGAAAAAGGCCAAGGAAGAGUCGUCUACAUUUUACUUUCACCCCGAGGACGAAGUGCUGCAAAAGUAUGCUACCGCCUUUGGCGGAUUCGCCUACACCAAGGAGGGCGAUGCUGUCGCUGACAGCAAGCGCGCUUUUCAGGAGAUGGGUAUCAAGGCCCAAGGACACAUGAUUCUCAUUGAAGCCUCAAAGUUCCAGGCAGCAAUCAAAGCAGUCAAUGAUUAUAUAAACCCUGGCCAAUAG